This is a messenger RNA of Oryza brachyantha (malo sina), 1332 nucleotides long. Its product is annotated as glutathione S-transferase F11-like. Gene Ontology annotation, cellular component: cytoplasm. The record is from RefSeq and is a predicted model, not a curated record. Gene Ontology annotation, molecular function: glutathione binding; glutathione transferase activity. Lineage: Eukaryota; Viridiplantae; Streptophyta; Magnoliopsida; Poales; Poaceae. The transcript is spliced from 3 exons. The coding region runs from base 99 to 1046 and encodes 315 amino acids.
AGGAGCACACACCACCAUCUGCACACACACACACACGCGCGCUUCCUUCUGAAAUCCCUAUCGUCGCAGUAGAGUCCCUAGCCAUCCACUGAGCUGAAAUGGCGCCGGCGAGCGUGAAGGUUUUCGGGUCACCCACCUCGGCGGAGGUCGCCCGUGUGCUCAUGUGCCUCUUCGAGAAGGACGUCGAGUUCCAGCUCGUCCGCGUCGACGCGUACCGCGGCCCGCACCGCAUGCCUCAGUAUCUCAAGCUUCAGCCGCGCGGCGAGGCGCUCACGUUCGAAGAUGACAACCUCACCCUCUCUGAGUCGAGGGGAAUCCUUCGCCACAUCGCGCACAAGUACGCGAAGCAGGGGAACCCGGACCUGAUCGGCACGGGAGCGCUGGAGCGCGCGUCCAUCGAGCAGUGGCUGCAGACGGAGGCGCAGAGCUUCGACGUGCCGAGCGCCGAGAUGGUCUACAGCCUGGCGUUCCUUCCGGCGUCCCUGCCGAAGCAGAACGACAACGGCAACUGCAACGGAAGGGGCGUCGUCCAGGCGGUGAACGCGUCGAGCAAGCGCGUGGCGGCCGGGGCGCCGGAGGGGAACCCGGCGGCGAGCGGCGGCAUUAACGGCAGCAAGCAGCAGAAGGAGGAGGAGAUGCGGAAGCUGUUCGAGAAGAGCAAGAAGGACCUGGAGAAGCUGCUGGACAUCUACGAGCAGCGGCUGGAGGAGGCGAAUUACCUGGCCGGCGACAAGUUCACCAUCGCCGACCUGUCGCACCUGCCCAACGCCGAUCGCCUGGCCUCCGACCCGCGCUCCCGCCGCAUGUUCGAGGCGCGCAAGAACGUGAGCAGGUGGUGGAACAAGAUCUCCAGCCGCGAGUCGUGGGAGUACGUCAAGAGCCUGCAGCGCCCUCCGUCCACCGUCAUCGACGCGCACGCCACCGACGGCCAGCAUCAGCACGCGCCGCACGCCGGCGAGCAGCAUCACGGCAGCAACAACCACCAGCACCAGCAGCAGCAGCAGCACUACCGCAACGAGCAAGUCGAGAACUACUCCACCAACUAAACAUGGAUGCAUCGACGAGCUGCAUGAUUUCCAUGGGGCUUUCACGUAUGCUUCCUACUUGUGUUAAUUUGUCGCAGGUUGUCUGGCACUCUGGCUCUCUGGUCCCCCAGUUUUUCAGCAAGUGUUUUGUUCGGCAUCGUGUGUUUUUUUUCUAAUGGUCACAGUUGACCUGUUGUCCUUGUAAUAAAAUGUCAGCCAGACCCCUUCGAAAUGAACUUCAAGUUUUGAUUGUGUCCACGAAUUUGAUGACUCUGCUUAAUUUUAGAUCUCAUGUACAACCAAUGCA